This is a messenger RNA of Salvia miltiorrhiza (redroot sage), 1392 nucleotides long. RefSeq names its product F-box/kelch-repeat protein At3g17530-like. NCBI's taxonomy places the organism in Eukaryota, Viridiplantae, Streptophyta, Magnoliopsida, Lamiales, Lamiaceae. Gene Ontology annotation, molecular function: protein binding. The transcript has a single exon. The record is from RefSeq and is a predicted model, not a curated record. Bases 1 to 1392 code for a protein of 463 amino acids.
AUGGAUUCGGUAACUCUUCAGUUCCCAAUACUAUUGACAGCCGCCGCCGACGAGGAGGAGCCGCCAGAAACGGCUGCGGAGCUCAAAGACGACAUUCUCGAAGAAAUCCUGUCAUGGUUGCCGGCGAAGUCGGUUUUCCGCUGGAAGAGCGUGAGCAAACCUUGGCAGCAGAUGCUGGAUAAGCCCCAAUUCGCGAGAAUCCAUUUCUCUAGGGCUUCGGUUUGCCCUCUCCUCGUCUCCGGCGGGAAAUCGGUCUGCAGAUCCUGCCGAAUCAUGCAUCUGGUGGAGGGGCGGAGCGUCUCCGAUCUCGAUUCAGGAGCCUUCAAUUCGAGGCUGAUCUCGCGAUUCGACAUCCGGACCCGCGCCGCGGCGGAGCCGUCGAAGGUGAAGGACGUUUUCCACGGCCUGAACACGAACGCCACCUCCUGCGAGGGUUUGCUCUGCUGGACGGCGUACGAUCAGAACCGCGGCGACUGCAUCAUCGUCUGCAACCCGAUCACCGGCGAAUACGUCUCCCUCUCAUCUUCGCCGAUGGACGAGGAUGAGAUUUACGCCUUCGUGGGGAUGGGGUACAGUCGGGCGACGAAGAGAUUCGAGCUUCUGAGAAUGGCGGCGAGAGCGGAUGACAUGGAGGAAGAUAUGGUCUUCUGGCCGGAGAUCCGCUCGGUGGGGGGCGGCGACGGCAGCUGGAGGCGCGUCGGCGGCGGGACGUGUCAGCUGGUUCUUUGCCGCACGAUUUCGCAGGUGGUUUAUGUCUGUGGAGGCGUGUACUGGAGCUACGAUGGGUACUCGGUUAUCUGCUGCUACGAUUUCGAUAGGGCUCUGUUUCAAGUUGUGGCAUUGCCUAAAAUGAGCCUCUCUAUGCUCGAAACCAACAGCAUUGCCUCAAAGAGCAUGAGUUUGGGGGUCUUGGAUGGUGCCCUCUGCGCGUCUCUGGUUUGCCCCGGCGAUGGCCACGUGGAGCUCUUCGUCUUGGAGAGUGGCGGCGCAGGGCUGCAGUGGAGGAAGCUCUACGAUGUUGAGACCAAGACGACGUAUCUGGAGCACGCCGGUGUCCUGUGGCCUCGAGGCCAGUACAAGGCGAUCAAGUACCUGAGCCGCGGGGAGAUCUUGAUGCACGACUGGAGGGGCAAGUUUCUGAUCUACGAUCCGAUCACCAAGGAGGAGAGGCACGUCUGCGUGCUCGAGGAUUCGCGCCUUGAGGAGGAUCUGAGGAACGACGGGGUUGAUGAUCUGCAAGUCGUGUCUCAUGUGCCGCGCCUUGGGAGGUUGAAGGAGGCCCUGAAUGUGGGCGAGGAGGAAGUGCAGGUGAUGAAGGCCUUGAAUUUGUAUGAUGAAGAGGAAGCGCAUGUGAUGGAGGAGAGGUCGCCUGAAGUUGAGGAAGAUGAAUAA